Ziziphus jujuba (common jujube) is the source of this 2178-nucleotide messenger RNA. RefSeq names its product protein NRT1/ PTR FAMILY 8.2-like. The record is from RefSeq and is a predicted model, not a curated record. Gene Ontology annotation, cellular component: membrane. Gene Ontology annotation, molecular function: transmembrane transporter activity. Gene Ontology annotation, biological process: transmembrane transport; oligopeptide transport. Lineage: Eukaryota; Viridiplantae; Streptophyta; Magnoliopsida; Rosales; Rhamnaceae. The transcript has 5 exons. Bases 227 to 1939 code for a protein of 570 amino acids.
GUCCAUAAGCAGAGGUUUUGUCUGCUGCCGAAAGAGAGAUCAAGAAGACACAAUUUAAAAGCCCAUGAUAAAGGGGUCGAUUGAAAGUAAGAAGAUUAUUUUCAUACAUGGUGCUGCCGAGAGUGUUAAGUGAAUAUUAAGUUUUAGCUCAAAUAUAUUCUCACUUAAAGCAGGCAAGCAUAUAUAUAUAUAUAUAUAUAUACACACACCCAAGGUCUGAAAAGCCAUGGCAGAAGAAGAAGAUUUAUACACAAAAGAUGGGACGGUAGAUUGCCGUGGAAAUCCCGCUAAUAGAAAAGGAACAGGAACCUGGAAAGCCUGCCCUUACAUUCUAGGAAAUGAAUGCUGUGAAAGACUUGCAUACUACGGAAUGAGUUCCAAUCUGGUGCGUUAUUUCGAGCAUAGAUUAAACCAGGAAGGUUCUACUGCCUCUAAGAAUAACUCCAAUUGGAGCGGAACAUGCUACACGACGCCAUUGAUUGGAGCUUUUCUUGCUGAUGCCUAUCUUGGAAGAUAUUGGACCAUUGCCACUUUCUCAAUCAUCUAUGUUAUUGGCAUGACGUUUUUGACAAUGACAGCGACAAUGCCUGGUCUAAGGCCGACCUGUCAUGGUAAAGAAGAGAAUUGUCAUGCAACAGACACACAAAGCGCAGUAUUCUUUGUAGCAAUUUACCUGAUAGCUUUGGGAACUGGUGGGAUUAAACCUUGUGUAUCAUCCUAUGGAGCAGAUCAGUUUGAUGAUGCUGAUGAGGUUGAGAAGAAACACAAGGCUUCUUUCUUCAACUGGUUUUACUUUUCGAUCAACGUCGGUGCUCUCAUUGCCAGUUCUGUACUUGUAUGGGUACAAGACAAUCUGGGAUGGGGAUGGGGAUUUGGCAUUCCAGCAGUGGCCAUGGCAAUAGCUGUUGUGAGCUUCUUUUCAGGUUCUCGGCGUUACAGGAACCAAAAGCCGGGAGGCAGUCCUCUAACACGAAUCGCUCAGGUGUUUGUUGCAACAUUUAGAAAAUAUAAGGUUGCAGUACCUGAUGAUGCGUCUCUUUUGUAUGAAACUGCAGAUGCAGAAUCUGCCAUCAAAGGAAGCAGAAAACUUGAUCACACAAAUGAUUUUAGAUUAUUUGACAAAGCUGCGGUGGGGCUACCAGUGGACCACGUUAAAACCUCAACAAACCCAUGGAGACUUUGCACGGUUACUCAAGUAGAAGAACUAAAGGCCAUUAUACGUUUGCUUCCUGUUUGGGCCACUGGUAUAAUCUUUGCCACUGUCUACAAUCAAAUGAGCAACUACUUCGUAUUACAAGGCGAAAAAAUGGAUAUUCAGCUCGGCUCCUUCAAGAUCCCACCUGCAUCUCUUUCCCUGUUCGACACCCUUAGUGUCAUCAUUUGGGUUCCAAUCUAUGAUCGGAUCAUUGUUCCGAUAGCUAGAAAAUUCACUGGUCACCAAAAUGGCCUAACUCAGCUCCAGAGGAUGGGCAUUGGCCUUGUAAUUUCAAUCUUCGCCAUGUUAUCUGCUGGAACCUUGGAAUGUGUCAGACUUAGGAUUGUGGAAAGGCACAACUACUACGAACUUGAGAAUAUGCCCAUGUCAGUAUUCUGGCAAGUUCCUCAGUAUUUCCUUAUUGGCUGUGCUGAAGUCUUCACAUUAAUUGGACAGUUGGAGUUUUUCUAUCAACAAGCACCUGAUGCCAUGAGGAGUCUGUGCUCGGCUCUCUCACUCACCACCAUUGCAUUAGGAAGCUACUUGAGCUCUCUGCUUGUGACCAUUGUUACCAAUGUGACCGCCAGGAAAGGGAAGCCUGGAUGGCUACCACGCAAUCUGAAUCAUGGUCACCUUGAUUAUUUCUUCUGGUUAUUGACCAUACUGAGUGUUCUGAACUUGGGAGCUUUUCUCCUAGUCUCAAAAUGGUACACAUAUAAAAGGGCUGUGGGGACUCUCCAGUGAUGGCAACAAUAAGUUAAAAAGGGACUCCACGUUUCCUCCAACGUCUUAGAGCUUUACUCUUUGUUGUUGAAGUACUUGUUCAUAUUCUUCUAUAAAAAAACAAAAUCAAAAACAAAAAACAAUUCCUUUAUGAUCGAGAAGCUACUGCAAAAUGUAUUUCUUCUUAUCUUGUGUUAAUUCUGUAAUAUAAACACUCGCCAAGUCCUUCAAACGGCAAUGUCUAAACUGUUUACUGCAUC